AUGCUGGAGGUGAACAAGUGUGAUUCGAAGAAUCUAGGAGCGGUUACUGCCCCUCAGAUUUGCAUUACUGAAGGAGAAUCUUCAGAGUCGCGUGAGUCUGCUCCGGAGUAUUCGGAGGAACAACCACCUCAAUAUGCGGAUGUUGCAUCAUCCUUACGUUCACUUCUGGAAGGUUGCCCCAAAGAUAUUGUAUCUGUUCCCAUGGUCAGCUCUACAGAGGUCCGGUCCUUCAAAAAUUGGAUAAGGAACAAACAUGAGGUCGUUACUAAUGUGCAUGUUCGGCGGAUGACACGUGAUCAUUAUCGAAAACACUAUGCCCACGAUGCACAAGGGGAGUACAUUGGAACGGAUAAAGCUGCGGUUGAUGCUGCGUUGGUAUUUGUACCAAACAAAAGCACGCCAGACGACAUGCUGGCACAAGUUCGUAAGGUGGCAUUUGGGAGAGAACACAGGAAUGAGGACUUCCAAGGCUGGGGAUAUGGUGCUGGUGAUGGUGGGGGCUAG
Molecule: messenger RNA, 504 nt
Organism: Pseudovirgaria hyperparasitica
Lineage: Eukaryota; Fungi; Ascomycota; Dothideomycetes; Acrospermales; Acrospermaceae
Exons: 2
Coding region: 1-504 (167 amino acids)
Source: RefSeq, a predicted model, not a curated record